AGAGCGAAAUAAGAAAAUAGAGGAUUGUGAUUAUUUUAUACGUGUUUCACGUUCACGAAGAAAAUCACACACUAACAUUGCGGAAUUCGUAAUUUUGGUAAUAUUCCUAACACGAUAAAUACGAAAAGAGCGAAUUUCAGCCAGUGCUUGCUCGACCAAUCGUUUCCAUUUAAUUUGUAUGAAAUUCUAGAAAUGCGGUUUUAAUUCGAAAUUUAGGCGAUUUAAAAUUCCCGGCGCGUAAUUCGCAUAUUGACAUUCUGCAUUCUAGGAAUUUCCGCAUGGAGAUAUUCAAAGUUAUAAAGGAUCGUCGGUUCGACGUCGUUGUGGUUGGGUCUUGCUUCUGCGAUUUGCAAACUUACAUUCGGAACCUCCCGAAACCCGGCGAGACUGUUUUAAGUGAAAAAUUUCAAAUGGAUUUUGGUGGUAAAGGGGCUAAUACUUGUGUAAUGGCAGCAAAAUUGGGUGCCAGGACCGCCAUGAUUUCCUCAAUUGGAGACGAUGUGUUUGGAAGAGAGACAUUGGCAAACUUUCAUAAGUUUGGGGUUCACACAGAAUGUGUUAAAAUCACUAGUGAUGCUGCAACUGGAAUUACUAAUUGCAUUGUUAAUGAGGAUGGAGAACCUUCAUAUAUAAGUGUUCCAGGUGCAGGCAAAUGCCUCUCAAUUUCAAAUAUAAACGAUGCAAAACACAUCAUCGAACAAGGCAAGAUAGUAAUCAGCAAUAAUGGUAUCCCACUAUCUACAGCAAUAGAGGGGUUGAAACUUGGCAAACACUAUGGAGCUAUAACAAUGUAUAACCCUUCACCCAAUCUGCAUGAAAUGCCUGAUGAUUUGUGCUCAAAUAUGGACAUUCUUUUGCUGAACACAACAGAGGCAACUACUUUGACAAAAAUCAAGGUUUCAGGGCCUUCUGAUGCUGAGGAUGCCUGUGCUUGGUUUCAUGACAAAGGUAUACAAUGUGUUGUCAUGACAAUGGGAAAGGAUGGUGUUGUAGUGUCUGCUGUAUGCUUAGAAAGUGCUGAUAAAGUAAAACACUGUCAACGACGAACUUACUCUUCCGAAAGAAAGUCUUUGGUUGUUUGUCUUCUCGUCUUCGGAAAAAAUGCAGUUUCUUCUAGCUAUUCUUCGAGGUGUAUGGAUGAAACUUGCUUCAUGUGGUUCCCUUUUAUAUUCGAUCAUGCUGUUUUCAAUCUUCCUAUUUACGUCAGAAAAAUGCGUGGUGCUUUUGGUGCUAAGGAUACGGUAAGGGAGCUUAGCUUGAGGAGGUAAUUGUUUACAAUUGUUGCAAAGACCUUGCUCGAAACUGAUAUUUUUGCCAAGGCCAAGGAAGAAUCAGAUUCGGUAUUUGAGGUAAUUCCGGUAGAUUCAAUUACCACCCACAACUGGAACAAGAGUUCUUUAUAAAACUUUUUGUUUUUUCAUAAAUUAACAUCGAAACCCACAUCAACAUGUUUGUUAUUUACAGGA
Molecule: messenger RNA, 1466 nt
Organism: Dendronephthya gigantea
Lineage: Eukaryota; Metazoa; Cnidaria; Anthozoa; Malacalcyonacea; Nephtheidae
Product: ribokinase-like
Exons: 3
Coding region: 279-1268 (329 amino acids)
Biological process (GO): D-ribose metabolic process
Molecular function (GO): ribokinase activity
Source: RefSeq, a predicted model, not a curated record